Musca domestica (house fly) is the source of this 1918-nucleotide messenger RNA. Its product is annotated as protein tumorous imaginal discs, mitochondrial. Gene Ontology annotation, molecular function: ATP binding; heat shock protein binding. The record is from RefSeq and is a predicted model, not a curated record. Gene Ontology annotation, cellular component: mitochondrion. NCBI's taxonomy places the organism in Eukaryota, Metazoa, Arthropoda, Insecta, Diptera, Muscidae. Gene Ontology annotation, biological process: protein folding; response to heat; negative regulation of apoptotic process. The coding region runs from base 127 to 1653 and encodes 508 amino acids. The transcript has 2 exons.
AUCUAACAUGCUAUUGUGAAUUAUCGCAUUGAACAGCAUGCGAGUUACGGCAUUUCAUCAGCUGAAAAUUGUGUGAGAAACUUUUCGGGGGACAAUUUCGAGAAAGAAAAAAAUCAUUGUUCCAAAAUGAUAACGUGUAAUCGCCUAAAUUUACAUCUGUUACGAAAAGUAUCAAUUAAAAGUUUGCCCGCACAAUCUUUGCUAGCCGUCAACAGCAAUGUUCGACAAAAUCAGUCAAAACUUCUAACGACGAUUACAUUUACGACAACACAGAUCCACAAAAAUCAAAUCAACACUCAGGGAAGUCUAGAAUGUCAGCGGCGUAAGUUCCACACAACAAAUGAAUUAAAAGCAAAAGAUUAUUACCAAACGUUGGGAGUGGCCAAAAAUGCUUCGUCUAAGGAAAUCAAAAAGGCCUACUAUCAACUGGCCAAGAAAUAUCACCCCGAUACAAAUAAAGACGAUCCCGAUGCCAGUCGUAAAUUCCAAGAGGUCUCUGAAGCAUACGAAGUUCUAAGCGAUGAUACCAAGAGACGUGAAUAUGAUACUUAUGGCCAGACAACAGAAAAUAUGAACCGACAAGGUGGAGGAUUCGGCGGCCAUGGACCUCAAGGUUUUUCACAAAAUUGGCAGUUCCGAUCAACCAUUGAUCCCGAAGAGCUAUUCCGUAAAAUAUUCGGUGAUGGCGGCAAUUUCCGUUCGAAUGCCUUUGACGACUUUGCUGAGUCUCAAUAUGGGUUUGGACGUGCCCAAGAGGUGGUAAUGGACUUAUCUUUCGCACAGGCGGCCAGGGGUGUCAACAAAGAUAUAAAUGUCAAUGUGGUUGAUACAUGUCCCAAGUGUAACGGCAGCAAAUGUGAGCCUGGUACAAAACCUGGACGUUGCCAAUAUUGCAAUGGUACAGGUAUGGAAACCAUUUCAACAGGGCCAUUUGUUAUGCGUUCCACCUGUCGCUAUUGUCAGGGCACCCGGCAAUACAUUAAAUACCCCUGUGGAGAAUGUGAAGGAAAAGGUCAAACGGUACAAAGAAAGAAGGUGACAGUUCCUGUACCCGCCGGUAUUGAAAAUGGACAAACGGUACGCAUGCAGGUGGGCAAGAGGGAAUUGUUCAUUACUUUCCGUGUGGAACCAAGUAAAUACUUUAGACGUGAUGGCGCCGAUGUCCACACCGAUGCAGUUAUCUCUUUGGCCCAGGCCGUAUUGGGUGGCACAAUACGUGUGGAAGGUGUUUACGAAGAUCAGUGGCUUAAUAUUGAGCCCGGCACAUCAUCCCAUCACAAAAUCUUCCUCAAAGGAAAAGGUCUUAAGCGUGUAAAUGCCCAUGGUCAUGGCGAUCACUAUAUAAAUAUUAAAAUCGAAAUUCCAAAAUCAUUAACCAAAGAACAAAAGGAGCUAAUGCAGCAGUAUGCUGAAUUGGAGACCAACACCCCCGGAUCGGUACAUGGUAUCACGAAACGAACGGAUGGCAGCAAGAAAGCAACAUCUUCCAAUACCGCCGCCAGCAGUAGUACGACGACAUCACAACAGCAAGCCGAACAAAAAUCAAGUGGAACAAAUACAGAGAAAACUCCUCCAUCCGAAUCAAGUAAAUUAGAAGAAGACGAAAAGAAAGAUUCCGGAUUUUUCUCUAAGCUAAAGUCUAUGUUUAAUUGAUUAGCUAUAAUUGAAUAUGUGUUUCUUUAGGAUUUUUUUACUGUUUCAUUGUAAAUGUUGAUGUCUGGCAAGGAUUGUUACAAAACAGUACAAGAAGAUGAACGAACAUUGCUUGAGACCUCUUAUUAAUUUUACAAUCUAGUUUUAAUUGUACAUGAAAAAAAAAAUACAACAACAAAAAAGCCCGUUAUGUUAUCUAAUUGUUAGUUAUUUUAAUUUGUAAAAAAAUAACACAAUAAAACAAAAGAAAAACAAACAGAAAGAA